GUAUGUUGCCCUACACGGUGAACAUCAGGCUGUCGUCCCGGACCCUCACCGGAGCCCUGAGCGCGCAGAACAAGGGGGCGGUGGACUGGGGCUGGCAAGGUUUGAUUGCAUAUGGGUGUCAGUCCCUGGUGCUAGUUAUUGAUUCCAACACUGCCCAGACUGUACAAGUUUUGGAAAGACACAAAACUAUUGUUGUCAAGGUUAAAUGGGCUAAAGAAAACUACCAUCACAAUAUUGGUUCUCCCUAUUCUUUGCGCUUAGCUUCUGCUGAUGCUACUGGAAAGAUAAUUGUUUGGGAUGUGGCAACGGGAACAGUUCGCUGUGAAAUACAGGAGCAUACAAAACCAAUCCAAGACAUGCAGUGGCUGUGGAAUCAAGAUGCUUCUCGAGAUUUAUUACUUGCAGUUCAUCCACCAAACUACAUUGUACUCUGGAAUGCAGAUACAGGCACUAAACUUUGGAAGAAGAGUUAUGCAGAAAACAUCCUUUCUUUUUCAUUUGACCCCUUUGAUCCUUCACAUUUAACUUUGCUCACCAGUGAGGGCAUAGUGUUCAUCUCAGACUUCUCUCCUUCCAAGGCUCCUGCCAGCUCGGGAAAAAAAGUUUAUAUCUCCAGUCCACAUUCUAGUCCUUCACAUAACAAGCUGGUUGCUGCUACAGGGGCCAAAAAGGCCCUUGAUAAAGUCAAAAUUUUAAUCACUAACGAAAAACCAAGUGCUGAAUCUGUAACACUGAAUGAGUGUCUUCAGUUGUCAUAUCUACCUUCCAAAAGAAACUACAUGUUAUUACUCUAUCCCAGAGAAAUUUUGAUUCUUGACCUUGAAGUGAACCAGACAGUAGGUGUAAUAGCUAUUGAAAGAACAGGCAUACCUUUUCUACAGGUAAUUCCAUGCUUUCAGCGUGAUGCUUUGUUUUGCCUACACGAGAAUGGUUGUAUAACUUUAAGAGUUCGCAGAUCUAACAUUAGUAUAACUGGUACACCAAAUGAGGAUCCAGAUCCAGUUCAGGAGCUGAUUUAUGACUUACGAAGUCAGUCUGAUGCAAUCAGGGUAACAAAGACGGUUCGCCCGUGCAGUAUGGUAUGCUGCCCAGUGAAUGAGAACUCUGCUGCUCUCAUAGUCAGUGAUGGUAGGGUAAUGAUAUGGGAACUGAAGUCUACCAUUUCUGGGAGAAAUUUACGUAACAGCAGUUCAAGUGCAUCACCUUUGUAUUCACCUGUUGCUUUCUGUGGAAUUCCUGUAGGACCAUUCCAAAAUAAACUUCCAGAUCUUUCAUUGGAUAACAUGAUAGGACAAGGUGCAGUUACUGGUGAAGAACAGUUAAAAAAUUCUUUCUUUCAAGAAGUGCACCUCAAAUUCCUGCUGACGGGGCUUCUCUCAGGACUUCCUUUACCUCCAUUUGCUAUCCGUAUGUGUCCACCUCUAACCACAAAAAACAUAAAACAGUAUCAGCCUCUCUUAGCUGUUGGUACAAGCAAUGGCUCAGUCUUAGUGUAUAAUCUUACCAGUGGACUUUUACACAAGGAGUUAAGCAUCCAUUCCUGCGAAGUCAAGGGCAUUGAGUGGACAAGCUUGACUGGUUUUCUUUCCUUUGCCACAUCAACGCCCAACAAUUUGGGAUUGGUAAGGAAUGAACUGCAGCUGGUUGAUCUUCCAACAGGCAGGAGCAUUGCAUUUCGUGGGGAACGAGGCAAUGAUGAACCAGCCAUUGAAAUGAUAAAGGUGUCUCAUUUGAAGCAGUAUUUAGCUGUAGUAUUUAAAGACAAGCCUCUGGAACUCUGGGAUGUCAGGACGUGUACUCUUCUUAGAGAAAUGUCAAAAAACUUCCCUACCGUGACUGCUUUGGAAUGGUCAUCUACUCAUAAUUUGAAGAGCUUGAGAAAGAAACAGCUUGCAGCCCGUGAAGCCAUGGCCCGACAGACAGUCGUAUCUGAUACAGAACUUAGCAGUGUAGAAUCUUCUGUGAUCAGCUUAUUACAGGAGGCCGAAAGUAAAUCUGAGCUGAGUCAGAACAUUUCUGCCAGAGAGCACUUUGUGUUUACGGAUACCGAUGGGCAGGUUUAUCAUCUCUCAGUGGAGGGAAAUUUGGUAAAAGACGGUGCAAGAAUUCCGCCUGAUGGAAGCAUGGGUAGCAUUACUUGUAUUGCGUGGAAAGGAGAUACGAUGGUUCUCGGAGAUGUUGAUGGAAACUUAAACUUCUGGGAUUUGAAAGCAAGAGUAUCCAGGGGGAUCCCCACGCACCGAAGCUGGGUGAGAAAAAUACGCUUUGCCCCUGGGAAAGGAAAUCAAAAAGUGAUAACAAUGUACAAUGAUGGAGCUGAAGUUUGGGACACAAAAGAGGUACAGAUGGUAAGCAGUUUAAGAAGUGGAAGAAAUGUCAACUUCCGAAUACUGGAUGUGGAUUGCUGUACCUCAGACAAAGUGAUCUUGGCAUCAGAUGAUGGGUGCAUCAGAGUUCUAGAGACAACUAUGAAGUCAACAUGUUUUAGAAUGGAUGAACAAGUAUUAACAGAGCCUGUGUGGUGCCCUUAUCUCCUUGUUCCAAGGGCCUCCUUAGCUUUAAAAGCCUUCUUGCUGCAUCAGCCAUGGAAUGAUAAAUGUACUCUGGAUAUUUUACACAUUGAUUAUCCAGAGAAUGACAAUAUUAAAAAUCUGCUUCAAAAACAGCUGAAUUCAUUGUCCAAUGACAUCAAGAAACUUGUUCUUGAUCCUGAAUUUACUCUAUUGCAGAGAUGUUUACUGGUUGCAAGGCUCUAUGGGGAUGAAUCAGAACUGCAUUUUUGGAGUGUUGCUUCCCAUUAUUUGCACAGUUUCUCUCAGGAAAAAGCACUAACUGCAAAAACUACAGAUAGUCUGCAAGAAAAAUUAAUCAACCCAUUGGAUAUAUGCUAUGACAUACUGUGUGAAAAUUCCUACUUCCAGAAAUUUCAGCUUGAAAGGGUACAUCUACAGGAGGUUAAAAGAUCAACCUAUGACCACACCAGGAAAUGUGCUGACCAACUUCUUCUCUUGGGGCAGACUGACAGAGCAGUACAACUAUUAUUAGAGACAAGUGCAGAAAACCCGCAUUACUACUGUGAUUCACUCAAGGCAUGUUUGGUCACUACCGUCACUUCAUCAGGUCCUUCUCAAAGCACCAUUAAACUGGUAGCAACCAACAUGAUAGCAAAUGGAAAGCUAGCAGAGGGCGUGCAGUUGCUCAGUCUAAUAGAUAAAGCUGCUGAUGCGUGUCGUUAUUUGCAAACCUACGGAGAAUGGAACCGUGCAGCAUGGCUUGCAAAAGUUCGUUUGAAUUCAGAGGAGUGUGGUGAUGUCUUGAAACGUUGGGUUGAUCACCUUUGCUCUCCCCAAGUCAACCAGAAAUCCAAGGCCAUCCUUGUCCUCUUAUCACUAGGAUGUUUUACAAGAGUUGCAGAGAUGCUGCACAGCAUGAGGUAUUUUGAUAGAGCUGCCUUAUUUGUUGAGGUGUGUUUGAAGUAUGGCACAAUUGAAGUUAAUGAAGAUACAAAUAAACUAAUCCACGUGGUAUUUGCGGAUUAUGCCAGAAGCUUGAAGACAUUGGGUUUUAAGCAGGGUGCUAUUCUGUUUGCUUCAAAAGCAGGAGCAGCUGGUAAAGAUUUAUUGAAUGAGCUUAAACAACCUAAAGAGGAAGUGACUGAAGAGUGA
This is a messenger RNA of Emys orbicularis (European pond turtle), 3665 nucleotides long. RefSeq names its product WD repeat domain 11 (gene WDR11). Bases 3 to 3665 code for a protein of 1220 amino acids. NCBI's taxonomy places the organism in Eukaryota, Metazoa, Chordata, Testudines, Emydidae. Gene Ontology annotation, molecular function: protein binding. The transcript has 29 exons. Gene Ontology annotation, cellular component: cytoplasm. The record is from RefSeq and is a predicted model, not a curated record.